AUGUCAGACGAGGGCGCUUCUCCCCGCGAGCUCAUCGUCGAGGCCUGCCGGCGCGACCAGCCUCACCUCAUAGAACAAGUUCUUGACUCAUUUGAAGGGAAAUCAAACGAGGAGGUUGCUGAGAUUUUCAACAAUGUCACGGACGCAAUGGGCAACCACGCUCUUCAUAUAUGCGCGCAAUACGGAAGCUACGACACAAUGGACGCCCUCUUCGACAUCCAAUUCUUUGAAUGUGACCCCCUCACUCGUCUCGACAACGACACACCUCUGCACGUCGCUGUCCGCUACGCAAUGGAGAAGGACGCUGAGUUAGGCACGGAGAUGAUCAAGAUGAUGUGCGAGGCCGGGUGUGAUCCGCGAGUAAGGAAUAAGCACAACCAGAAGCCGGCGGACCUGGUUUACAAUAACCAGGAGAUCAAGACAACGCUACAGCAGGCGGAGUACGUCCUUGCUGAGGGACUGAGAAAUGAUGAUCUUGCUGAUGGGGAUGAGGGGAGUGCUAGUGAUAGCGAUUAG
Messenger RNA from Aspergillus mulundensis, 516 nucleotides. RefSeq names its product ankyrin repeat-containing protein ANK1. The transcript is spliced from 3 exons. Lineage: Eukaryota; Fungi; Ascomycota; Eurotiomycetes; Eurotiales; Aspergillaceae. Gene Ontology annotation, molecular function: protein binding. The coding region runs from base 1 to 516 and encodes 171 amino acids. The record is from RefSeq and is a predicted model, not a curated record.